AGAGGGGCCGGCGUCGGGGCCGGGCUGCUGUCCCCGGUAGGGCCUGGCGCCGCCGAGCGCGGCCAUGGAGGUGGAGGAGGCGUUCAAGGCCGUGGGGGAGAUGGGCAUCUAUCAGAUGUACUUGUGCUUCCUGCUGGCCGUGCUGCUGCAGCUCUACGUGGCCACGGAAGCCAUCCUCAUUGCACUGGUUGGGGCCACGCCAUCGUACCACUGGGACCUGGCAGAGCUCCUGCCAAACCAGAGCCACAGCAACCAGUCAGCGAGUGGAGACCGAACCUUCGGCACCUGGCUCCUGACGGCCAACGGCAGUGAGAUCCACAAGCACGUGCAUUUCAGUAGCAGCUUUACCUCCAUCGCCUCAGAGUGGUUUCUAAUCGCCAACCGAUCGUACAAAGUCAGCGCAGCGAGCUCCUUCUUCUUCAGCGGUGUGUUUGUGGGAGUCAUCUCUUUUGGCCAACUCUCAGAUCGCUUCGGAAGGAAGAAAGUCUACCUCGCAGGUUUUGCUCUGGACAUCUUAUUCGCUAUUGCAAACGGGUUUUCCCCCUCCUAUGAGUUCUUUGCAACAACUCGCUUCCUGGUGGGCAUGAUGAAUGGAGGGAUGUCGCUGGUGGCCUUUGUCUUGCUAAACGAAUGUGUGGGCACCGCCUACUGGGCACUGGCAGGAUCGAUUGGAGGCCUGUUUUUCGCAGUUGGCAUCGCCCAGUACGCACUGCUAGGAUACUUCAUCCGCUCCUGGAGGACCCUGGCCGUCCUGGUUAACCUGCAGGGGACGGUGGUGUUCCUCUUGUCGUUAUUCAUUCCUGAAUCACCUCGUUGGUUAUACUCCCAGGGUCGACUGAGUGAGGCCGAGGAGGCACUCUACCUCAUUGCCAGGAGGAACCGCAAGCUCAAGUGCACCGUCUCGUUAACCUAUCCCGCCAACAGGAGCAACAGGGCGACAGGAAGUUUCCUGGACCUGUUCCGGUACCGGAUCCUCUUGGGGCACACGCUGAUGCUGAUGUUCAUCUGGUUUGUGUGCAGCUUGGUGUAUUAUGGGCUGACGCUGAGUGCUGGUGACCUAGGGGGAAAUAUUUAUGUCAACUUGGCGCUAUCUGGCCUCAUAGAGAUCCCAUCGUACCCUAUCUGCAUCUACUUGAUUAACCAAAAAUGGUUUGGUCGCAAGAGGACAUUAGCGGCGUUUCUGUGCCUGGGAGGCCUAGCCUGCCUGAUUGUAAUGUUCCUGCCAGAGAAGAAAGGCACGGGGGUGUUUGCCGUGGUCAACAGCCACACCUUGUCCCUGCUGGGGAAGCUGACCAUCAGCGCUGCCUUCAACAUUGUGUAUAUCUACACCUCGGAGCUGUACCCCACUGUUAUCAGGAAUGUCGGACUGGGAACGUGUUCCAUGUUCUCCCGAGUUGGUGGGAUUAUUGCUCCCUUCAUCCCCUCCCUGAGAGAUGUGCAGUGGUCUUUACCCUUCAUUGUCUUUGGAGCCACGGGCCUGGCCUCGGGCCUCCUGAGUUUGUUAUUGCCUGAAACCCUGCACAGGCCCUUGCUGGAGACCUUCUCCGACCUCCAGGUGUAUUCCUAUCGCAGGCUGGGGGAGGAAGCGCUGGCUCUACAGUCCCUGGACCCCCCACAGGCUGCGGACAAGGAGAGCGUGUCCAGGAGCGAGAGUGAGGAAGAGGAGGAGUUUUACGAUGCGGACGAGGAGACUCAGAUGAUCACGUGAAGGGCCGCAGAAACCCCGGGUCGUCUUUGGUGUGUCUGCUCGGCAGAUUCUCCAGGAGUGUCGGAGGUCAGGCUUGUUGCACCUCUGUGGAUGCUACUCCGCCCGGAAUGGUUUUUUGAGGCAGAGGAGAAGCUGGGGAAGAACUCUCAUGAGAGGGGAGUUGACUGCAUUGAAGGAACGAUUGUUAUGUUGUCGGAAUUCAGAUUUAGCUCACAGUCGCCACCUCUGACCCAGUGGCCCCACCCACAUUGCAGCGUGGCUGGCCGACUGUUUCCAGAAGUUUGAGCAUGCCUCUUUUCCUUCCCCAUGGCCUAAAAGCAGAUUUGUAAAGUGUGUCAGCAUUUCAGUGGGAUAAGUCAUCCUGAAGGUAGAAUCUUUAGACCCUUUAGAACCCUUCCCGGUGCUUCUCACCAGGAAUCCGGUGUUAAGAUUUCCAUUCUGCGCCAGAGGACAAGCAGUGAGAGGCGUUUUGUGGGACUCGGCUUUAUCUUGGUGGAUACGGUUUGUUCACAGCUUGGGUCCCAGCCUACGGGCUGGCUUGAGGACUUGUGCCUUUAGUUCCACAGAUGAGGGACUAGUAAAAGCCAAAUGUACCAAAGCGCUUCUCCUCGCAGUCAGAGCCCUGUCCACCUGCCCCGAAAUGCUCAGGCUGGGCCACCUGUUUAGUCCCCACAUGUACAUGCCUCCGAGAGAACCUUCCAAUGCCAGCAAUCACCUCAAAAUCAUGGUCAGUAAAUGAAAAAGCUUUAGAAGGAUGGAAGGCACUUCAAAAGUGGCAUGUUGAGCCCCCAGUUUUAAGAAGGAAGAGGAAAAUUGCCUUCCCUGUCUUUUGGGGUGGUGGGAUCUGCUGUCAAUGUUGCACAAUGUUGGAUACCAUAAAGAAUUCCAGUGCUGCUUGUCCUAGAUCAGCCCCGGCCUGUCUUGGUGAAGAGAAGGAGAUCUAGGUACUUUGUUUUGUUGUUGUCGUUAAGUAAUGCCGAUUUUCAGGUAAGUGCCAUGUGUGCAGAGUUUGCUGAAAACGCCUGUGUCCUUAGGAAACGUGAAUGUUCUCGCGAAUGGGAGUAUUAGCCUGGAGGGAACAUCCCUUUAGUCACUUCCCCAUCUAGGAAAAUGUCCCCGUGUUCCGAAUUUGUCAUCUCUACAAAUGCCUUGGAGGGCAAGAAAAAAAGUGUUAGAGGUCAAGAGAAGACAUCAUGGUGACUAUUGCUGGGUGUCUGGGUGGUGUCCCCACUUGGCUCCAGAGAUGCGCCUUGUCCUCGUCCACAUUAACUUUUCAGUUUGCAUUAUGUCAGUCUGUCCUUUGUAUUUAUUAAGGUAUUCUCAUGUCUUCCGAUGACUGUCUGUGUGCUCUGGUUUAUAUGUUAGUAUCGGGUUUCUCGUCACCAUGACCCAUCUCUGCUAUUAUGGUAAGGCAAAUAAUAACUACAGAAAUAUAAAAACCUUUUAAACAAAAAUACCAAACCGGGACGCUUUUGUUUCCCCACAUCACCUCCUUGUGGGUCUAGACACGUGUCUGUCGUUCAAACGUCCCUGUGGAGUUAGGUGCUCCCUGAUUUACACUCCGUGCAUGCCAUGCCGCGGCAGUGACGGCAUCCUCGGGGGCCUGAACGGGUGUUUCUUCUCUGUUAUUUGAGUUUAGGGGAACAAAAGGGAGUCUGAAGGGGCAAUGCCAGGGCUGUAGGGCCGAUGGGUAAGGUUUCCCAGUGAGAUUCUCAAAGGGCAGCCCUUGCUCCCCUCGAAGAAGGCAUUGUUGUGGGGAAAAGCUACUUGGCCCAACUUUCCUGGCCUUUUUCUCGCCAUUGCAGUUUUCUUUAAACGUCUUAGUAAUCUCCCAUCAUCACCCUUUGCCUUAAAGAACAUCUGCCAAGAUUACCCCCCUUGGAACCCCAAUAAGCAGUCACUAUAACCUUCUGAGUUGACUUCUCUUCCUUGAAUUUAACUGACCCAGUAGUCAGUCCCCUUCAGAAGCGACCGUUUCAAUGAGAUCUUUUUUGAAGGAAUCCUAUCAAGGCUAAGACAAGUGCAUGACUGAAAAAACUUGUCCGCAGCCAUGGACUGAUCACAGAGACAUUUUCAAACACGUUUUAUCUGGACUAAACCCAUGCAUGUAUGAAAUGGAAUCCUAGUAGCAGUAUGUCUUACUUACCUUCAUAUUUCUCAUCAUCCAAGAACACUGCCCUUGGCACAGUAAGCCCCAUUGCCUUUGACUCCUGGUCACCCUACGUGUUGCAGAAUAGAACUGGGCUCCAAAGAAUGUUCAUGACUGUGACCUUCACCAGGCAUGGUUUUUUGCUCUUGCUUUUGUUUUUCUCAAUGCAUUUGUGAGUGGGUUCAAACUUCCAACCCUUUGGUUAAUAGUUGAGUGUGGCCAUUUGUGCCACCCAGGGACUCUAGCCACAGUACCAAACCAAAACAUUUCACUGCCAUCAAGAUGAUUUCAACCGCGGGUGGUCCUGUGGCACAGAAGAGACUGCUCCUUAGGGCUCCUGAAACAGUAUUUUCAGGAGCAGACAGCCACAUUGUGCUCUUGAGGAGCGGUGGGUGGGCUGGAAAGGCUCACCAUGCAAUUAGCAACCUGGCAGUCAACCCUCUGGGCCACCAGGCUCCUCACAUGAACCCGACACCAAAUCCAUGACCAUUGAGGCAAUUCCACUCACAGAAACCCUAUGAAAUAGGGUCAAACUGCCCCUAGAGCAGCGGUUCUC
This is a messenger RNA of Echinops telfairi (small Madagascar hedgehog), 4413 nucleotides long. RefSeq names its product solute carrier family 22 member 15 (gene SLC22A15). The coding region runs from base 65 to 1708 and encodes 547 amino acids. The record is from RefSeq and is a predicted model, not a curated record. NCBI's taxonomy places the organism in Eukaryota, Metazoa, Chordata, Mammalia, Afrosoricida, Tenrecidae. Gene Ontology annotation, molecular function: transmembrane transporter activity. Gene Ontology annotation, cellular component: membrane. The transcript has 12 exons. Gene Ontology annotation, biological process: transmembrane transport.